This is a messenger RNA of Eptesicus fuscus (big brown bat), 1814 nucleotides long. RefSeq names its product hepcidin antimicrobial peptide (gene HAMP). Bases 1329 to 1730 code for a protein of 133 amino acids. Gene Ontology annotation, cellular component: extracellular region. Lineage: Eukaryota; Metazoa; Chordata; Mammalia; Chiroptera; Vespertilionidae. The record is from RefSeq and is a predicted model, not a curated record. Gene Ontology annotation, biological process: intracellular iron ion homeostasis. The transcript is spliced from 4 exons.
AGGCUUGGCCCGUCAGCCUGUCGCCUUGCACUGUGGCUCUGGCGCCUGUGCUGUGACCCCUGCCCCUGGCUGAUGAUGAAACCUGGCCUGAGCGGAGAUGUAGUGACACCAGGCAGUGUUGGGGGAUGCUUCUGGAUCUCCCUGUGGUCGAACGUGCAGCCCCCAUGCAACUCCAUCCACUCCCAGGAUAUAGGCCUGCCAGGCGCCACCAUGCUGAGUUCACCAUGCAUGCACCCCAAAUGUCCCCAACUGGUGUCUUCCCGCUGAGAGCCCUGUCUCCUUUUCCUGGCCAUUACUCGGUUUGAGACCCUCUUUGAGUGAGGGUGUGUGCAGCAGGAAGAGCCUAACAUGGUGUGAAUGGGGAGGCAGAUGGCAAGGGGCAGCCUUGAUUUCCCAGGGGCCCCCAUUCUUACUGUUUUGAAUGAGCUCGGCUGUAGUUCAGGGCAGGGGAGAAGUUUUCAUUCCUUGGCAGCAGCAUCUCCAGGCUCCAGUAAGGUUGACACUGGAUGAUCUAUGAGUCAGAGCCCAAAUGGCCAAAGUCCCAUCUCUGGAAUUAAGUUUGUGGGUCCUCUGGGCGCUGUGUACCCACCACCUGUGGCCAGAACAGUCAGGAGCCUUGGCUCUCCCCGCCCAGUGGUGCUCUAAGGCAGUGGUCGCCAACCGGACCACUGGUGGGAUGUGAGGUCCGAAAGGUUGGCGACCGCUGUUCUAAGGGACCAGCUCUCCCCCCAAAAGAACCCUGGUUUGUAGUGUUGGCUGAUGUGGUGGACAUACCCCAUUGCUGGUGUCCAGAUACCAACAUGAUGCCACCGAAUGUGGAGGUGGGAUGAGAUGUGCACAGUGGCUCUGUGGAGCCAGUAUGAGCCGGGUCUAGCCCAGCCCACUGACCUGUGUUUGGAGGAGGCAGGAAAGCCUGGUGAUAAGAGCACAGGCCUCAGAGUCAGGCUGCCUAGUCUGGAGUGCCAGCUCUGCCUCUGAUCUUGACAGAGCCCCAUCUUGGCCUUCAGUUCCUCUCCUGUCAAGGGAGGAAAGCAAGCCGGGUAGGCAUGGUGGGCUCCUAAGAGGGAGCAGCGCCUGGGAAGCCAGGUCCUUGGAAAUGGGCUGAGUAGGCAGCGAGGGCCCUGAAUACAGUGCAGAGCCCAGAAUGGGGCAGCAGGCACUGCUUUGAGGACAGGCGGGCCUGGCUAGGUUAACACACAAGUGAGCCAGUACACCUGCUGGGGCAUGAGGUGCAGCCACUGCUGUUGCUGCUCUUCCAUGGUCCCAUGUUCACAGGAACAUUUUCCAGAUACCAGGCCACUUCUUAAGGUUCGGACACUUGUAAAAGUAUGCUCGUGCAGGCUCAAACUCCUGCAUCUGGCUGUUGCAGUGUUCUCUACAGAACAGAACCCGAAGCUGGGGGAAUGGUAUGUGGCACCCCAGAGGACCCUGACACCAGAGCUGUCCUAGACCUAACAGCAGGACACCAGCCAGACGGCACAAUGGCACUGAAUGUGCGGAUCCAGGCUGCCUGUCUCCUGCUCCUCCUCCUGGCCAGCCUGGCCAGUGCCUCAGCUCUGCACCAGACAACACAGCUUGCAGACCUCCAGACCCAGGAUACAGCUGGAGCCACAGCUGGCUUGAAGCCUGGGCUGCAGAGGCUGAGGAGGCGAGACACUCACUUCCCCAUCUGCAUCUUCUGUUGUGGCUGCUGUUAUCCAUCAAAGUGUGGGAUCUGCUGCAAGACGUAGAGUCUCCCUGCCCUCCCCUCCCUCCUUUAUUUAUUCCUGCUGCCCUCUAACACUUAGUAAAUGGUCUCGGAAUAAAAUGACUGU